This is a messenger RNA of Gongylonema pulchrum, 336 nucleotides long. The record is from the annotation of a GenBank genome assembly. NCBI's taxonomy places the organism in Eukaryota, Metazoa, Nematoda, Chromadorea, Rhabditida, Gongylonematidae.
AUGGCAACGAAAUCCGCAACUCCAGCCACAGCUGAUGAGCAGCCGCUACAAAAUCCAGCUUCUGAAAGCAAAUGUAGCGAGCAGUUUGGCGGCUCCAUAUCAGCCCCGGAGUGUAAAAAGCAUAGCUUGCAAGCUCCCGUUCCCAUUCAGCAAUCCGCGGAUACCUCUCUUGACGGCUACGAAACCAUUCCUCGACGACGUUCAGCUGGUGCUGCAGACCCAGUGCUCGAAUCUUCUAAAGCACUUAGGAAAAUUUCCGAAGCGCUCGGUACGUCUUUUAUCUUCACAUACACAUUUCAGCAAGUUGAACAACGAUACGCAACGUCUGCCAUCUAA